UAUAGUCGUGCCGUUACCUUUAAGUCUUCUUUUUACAAAUGUUGUUGAUCACGUAUGGGGGCAUUGAGUUUAUUUACUUUUGUAAAUAUAUUAUAAGGAAAGCGAGACACUAGAGAGGAAACCGUACGUUGUAUCAUAUAUAGUCAGUUUUUAGAAGAAUUAUGGUAAAAUCAUCAUCAAUAAUAUGCCUUUAAAAAGAUGUUUGAUCGUCGUUUUGUUAGUUUUUGGAGAAACGGUAAGAAAAUCGGUGGAAAAUUCUUGUGAAAUUGCAGGCAGGUUAGAAAUAUCUCAAGGACAAAUUAAUGUAGAACUUGAGGAAAUUUCCGAAAGAGUGAAGCGAUUGCUCGCGCUUUCUCACCAACGUAGUGAUGACAAACAAUACGUGCAAACGGAAGACAAAGAGAGAUAUUUGGAUCAACUUGAAGACGGAAGUCGACGUUUUCUCGAAAUUCAAGAACAAGCAGAGCAGCUUAUUACCGAGGCGAAAGCAAAUCAAGACAAGUUAUUCGCUCUGAUUCGCAGAAAAGAUGAAAACCAGCGAAAAAUACAGAUUAUCAGGGAAAAAUUAAAACGACUACACGGUGUCUGCUCGGAGGAAGAAGUAAUGAAAUGUCCGAGUGAUAUCAUCGGGGAAGAUUGUUCAGACGUAUUUGACAAAGGAGGACGAAGAAGCGGAAUAUAUUUCAUCCAACCAAGUAGAAACUUUACACCCUUUCCAGCCUAUUGUGAUCAGGAGACUGACGGUGGUGGUUGGACAUACAUUCACAGUCACAUCAAUGAUGAUUUUGAUUUUAACCGAAGUUGGUUGUCGUAUAAACAUGGAUUCGGUGACGUAUCCUGUGAUGGAAAAAGUAAUUUUUGGAUUGGAAAUGAAGCGCUGCACGUGAUGACGUCAUUAAGAAACUACCACUUGAGAGCUGACGUCAUGGACUGGAGUGAUAACGAAGGAUAUGCCUCCUACUCAUCAUUUCAUGUUGAACCGGAAGAAAUGGAUUAUCAAUUACGAAUCAGUGGUUACGAAGCAGCGGAAGAUCCAGAUAUGAGAAUCGGUGAUGCUUUUAAGGGUCAUAACUUUGGUUACCCAGAUGACGAAUCGUCUACGAAACAUGAUGGAAUGAAAUUUAGCACUUUUGACAGAGAUAAUGAUCGCUAUCAGUACAAUUGUGCAAGUCAGGAUGGAGGUGGUUGGUGGUUCAACAGAUGCUCGGCAGUCAAUCUCAAUGGUCGUGUGUACCGAAAUGGAUUUUAUAAAGCCGCUAAUACACUGUACGGUUUUGAUAAUGGAAUGAUCUGGGGACCAUGGACGGGACUUUGGUAUGCAUUGAAAUCAUCAAGUAUGAGGAUACGGCCAGCGUUUCUAAACAAUGAAAAAUGAAGUGAUAGAAACUAAUCAGCGGAUGAAAUGAAGUGAAGAUGAAGUGUAGGCUGCUUAAUCUACCACAAGAAGACUGUUUUCAUACGUCUUAAUGUUGCUAUGCUGUUGAUUAGACAUAAAGUUUACAAAUGGAUCGUUUCACAAAAUAGUUGUUGUUUGUUUUUUCGUUUUCGG
Styela clava is the source of this 1549-nucleotide messenger RNA. Lineage: Eukaryota; Metazoa; Chordata; Ascidiacea; Stolidobranchia; Styelidae. The record is from RefSeq and is a predicted model, not a curated record.